AUGUCGUCGCUUGGGGCGUGGUACGGAGAAGGGACCACUUGUGAUUGCCGGCUAGAUUUUACCCAUUGGGUACCCAGACAUGUUUUGCUGCACGAUACGGACAAGAAAGAACGGGGGCUGAUAAAUGCAUCGAUUGUGUGGUGUGUCGGCGGGGAACUGCAAAACAUUUCAUUGUUGGAUGCUGUAACUAGCUACGACGCCACAUGUCUGGAAGAUUCAGCUAUUACGGCUUCUUCAGCAGUGAUUUUCCAAGAAAUCCUGAACUUUAAAACAUUUGGUUCCCAAACGAAGCUCUUGGAAUUAGUAGUUAGCAUUGAUCGUCACGAUCACCCCGGCACCUUCGACAGAACCCUUUCCCACAUCAAUCCCCCCGCAUUCCUGCAAACCCUGCAUCGGUACCAACGGCUCCCCACGACACUGCACUGGAGUCCGUUUUGA
Molecule: messenger RNA, 438 nt
Organism: Paracoccidioides lutzii Pb01
Exons: 2
Coding region: 1-438 (145 amino acids)
Source: RefSeq, a predicted model, not a curated record